This is a messenger RNA of Purpureocillium takamizusanense, 1248 nucleotides long. RefSeq names its product proteasome regulatory particle base subunit rpn10 (gene RPN10). The coding region runs from base 185 to 1051 and encodes 288 amino acids. Gene Ontology annotation, biological process: proteasome-mediated ubiquitin-dependent protein catabolic process. Gene Ontology annotation, cellular component: proteasome regulatory particle, base subcomplex; cytosol; nucleus. The transcript is spliced from 2 exons. Gene Ontology annotation, molecular function: polyubiquitin modification-dependent protein binding. NCBI's taxonomy places the organism in Eukaryota, Fungi, Ascomycota, Sordariomycetes, Hypocreales, Ophiocordycipitaceae. The record is from RefSeq and is a predicted model, not a curated record.
CGACUGCAGUUGGAGCUGCCACCAGCACCAGCAUCUCCAAAGAGCUCCAGCCUCGUUCCCGCAUUCCACCGCGACUCGCUCAACGCAUCGACUGAAACGAAGCGCCUCGUACUUUUGUCGUCGCUCUGUUUAUUUGCAUAUUACUGCAAUCUAGUCUGUACUGCCCGGAGCACCACCGCCCAAAAUGGUCCUCGAGGCGGUGAUGGUUGUCGUGGACAACAGCGAGAGCAGCAGAAAUGGCGACUACCAGCCGACUCGGUUCGACUCACAAGUCGAUGCCGUCAACGUUCUCUUCCAAAGCAUCACGCAAGGCAACCCGGAGUCUUCGGUUGGGCUGAUGAGCAUGGGCGGCAAGGGUCCCGAGGUCCUGGUGACACUUACCACAGAGCAGGGCAAGAUCCUCGAGGGCCUGCACCGGACGAAGAAGAAGAUUGGCGGAUCGUCGCACCUGAAGACGGGGAUCCAGGUUGCUACGCUCGCCCUCAAGCACCGUCAGAACCGAUCCCAACGACAGCGCAUAAUAGUCUUCAUCUGCUCGCCGAUUGAGGAAGACGAGAAGGAGCUCACACAGCUCGCCAAGAAGAUGAAGAAGGGCAACAUCUCGGUCGACUUCAUUCUGUUCGGAGACCUCGACGAUGAUGACACGCAGAAGAAGCUGCAGGCCUUCAACGAUGCUGUCAAGGGCAGUGAGGGCUCGCACCUGGUUGUCAUCCCGCCAAGCAGCAAGCUUCUCAGUGACCAGCUCGUCGCGACGCCGAUUCUCUUGGGCGAGAACGCCUCUGGUCCCGGCGGCGCCGGCGGCUCUGGCGGCGGUGGCGAGGAGUUCGAGUUCGGCUUCGACCCGGCGCUGGAGCCUGAGCUGGCACUGGCCCUGCGCAUGAGCAUGGAGGAAGAGAAGGCGCGCCAGGAGAAGCGCGCGCGGGAGGAGGAGGAGGCAGCCAAGAAGGCGUCGCUGGAGGGUGUCAAGGAAGAGGACGAGGCCGGCGGAAGCGGAAGCGGCGCGCAGAACGGGGACAAGAAGGACGGCGGGGAUAAGAUGGACACAUCGUGAGAGAACAACUGCGACAGUGUUGCGUCUAGCUGUACAAUAGAUGGCGGGAGCACAUCACCGGGGUAGAUAGAUAUACAGUAUGCCAUGACGACCGCAAGACGUCCGGCCCUGCGCCAUGAGACACCAUCGACUACGCCAAGUCCGACAUAGCUAGAAUGCGAUCUAUUACCGGUUGUUUAUCUCUCUAAUAUACGACA